CUUUCUCCUCACAAGCCGGCAAAAGGGGAGGGGGCCCGGAGCCCUAUCUCUGGCGUGGCCCAGUCCCGUCUUUUUCACCUCAGAAGGCACCCGGCUCCCUCCGUGAAUGGGAGCGGCCUCGGCGGCAGGGCGAGAAGGAAAACAACACCCCGCUUCGGAUGGAAUGAAUCCUUGUUGAAUGCAUCUGUUCUUCUUUUUGGAGUUUACCUGUGGAAAAAAAGCUGCUCUUUGGUUGGAGCCACUUUGUGGCAAACCCGACUGUGGACCUCAAAUUCUCAGAGCUGCUUGACGAGAAGACCAUCAAGCGACGUUAACCUGACACUACAGCCACCAUGGUGCUGUCGCAGAGGCAACGGGAUGAGCUAAAUCGAGCGAUAGCAGAUUAUCUUCGUUCUAAUGGCUACGAAGAGGCAUACUCUGUUUUUAAAAAGGAAGCAGAGCUUGAUGUGAAUGAAGAAUUAGAUAAAAAGUAUGCAGGACUCUUGGAAAAGAAAUGGACAUCGGUUAUAAGAUUACAGAAGAAGGUUAUGGAAUUAGAAUCCAAACUCAACGAAGCCAAGGAAGAAUUUACAUCAGGCGGGCCUCUUGGUCAGAAGCGAGACCCGAAAGAGUGGAUCCCUCGUCCUCCCGAAAAGUAUGCCUUGAGCGGACAUCGGAGUCCUGUCACAAGAGUAAUUUUCCAUCCAGUUUUCAGUGUUAUGGUCUCUGCUUCAGAGGAUGCCACAAUAAAGGUAUGGGAUUAUGAGACGGGGGAUUUUGAGCGAACCUUGAAGGGCCACACAGACUCUGUGCAGGAUAUUUCCUUCGACCACAGUGGCAAGCUGUUGGCCUCCUGCUCUGCGGAUAUGACCAUUAAACUAUGGGAUUUCCAAGGCUUCGAGUGUAUAAGAACCAUGCAUGGUCACGACCAUAAUGUCUCUUCUGUAGCCAUCAUGCCCAACGGGGAUCAUAUAGCUUCCGCCUCAAGGGAUAAAACCAUCAAAAUGUGGGAAGUUCAAACAGGCUACUGUGUGAAGACUUUCACGGGGCAUAGAGAAUGGGUCCGCAUGGUCCGGCCCAACCAGGACGGCACGCUGAUUGCCAGCUGUUCCAACGACCAGACGGUGCGUGUCUGGGUGGUAGCAACAAAGGAAUGCAAAGCCGAGCUCCGGGAACAUGAGCAUGUGGUCGAGUGCAUCUCCUGGGCGCCGGAGAGCUCCUAUGCCACCAUAUCAGAAGCUACGGGAUCGGAGACUAAGAAGAGUGGUAAGCCUGGGCCUUUCCUGCUUUCUGGAUCUAGAGACAAGACCAUCAAGAUGUGGGACAUUAGUACUGGCAUGUGCCUUAUGACUUUGGUGGGUCAUGAUAACUGGGUACGUGGCGUCCUCUUCCAUUCUGGAGGGAAAUUUAUUUUGAGCUGCGCCGAUGACAAGACCUUGCGUGUCUGGGACUACAAGAACAAGAGAUGCAUGAAGACUCUCAAUGCGCACGAACACUUUGUUACCUCGUUGGAUUUCCACAAGACAGCCCCCUAUGUGGUCACUGGCAGCGUAGAUCAAACAGUAAAAGUGUGGGAGUGCCGUUGAUCGAGUCCACAUCCGAUGACCCACCUCCCCUUUUCCCUCCCUCUCUGGAUGCACUCGGAUACCAUGAUUACCCAUUGAGCUCUGUUUAAAAUAAAUAUUGUCCUUUCAUGUAAAUUAUUCUGGAUGUAGAUUGAGCUUAUUAAAUGUUACACACAAAGUAUUCAUGCAUGGUGAAUCCAAAUUGUAUACUGUAAAUUUACAUACGUUGUCUAGAAGUACCAUAGGUUUAAUAAGAACAUGGGCUGGCAUUGGUCACAUCAGACCGGACAAGGCAGAAACGCUGGUUGGUCGUCUUUGGGGGCACGUAAACUGGAGGCUGCAAAGCUGUCCUGUGCUGGAUCGAUUGGGCGCCUGUUUCUCCUCUUGUGCGCGGUGUUUUUUGGGGGGCAGGCGGGGGCUCCUUCCAAAACCCGUAUCUCUGUCACAUCACUGAAGUGUGCUUACGAAACCUAAGGAUGCUAGAUCGUCAAGGCUGCAACUUAGAAUCGUACACAAUUAACGGAGAGUAAUUAGAAAUGUCGGGGGUUUUCUUUUCCGCCUCUUAGUGGGAUGUUUGCCAAAUCAAUCGGAUCUCUUUUUUAUUAUCAUUUUGGCUUCCUAUCAGAUUGAAGUAACAGAAGGAAACAAAAGUUCCUAUUUGUACCCUAGGAAGAGAAACCUUGAUAUGAUGUGAUGUGUAAUUAUUAUUAUUAUUUAAAAUUUGGUCUCUGGUGUUCUGUUGGGUUCGAAUGCUUCCCAUGAGGAGGCGGUGAGUUCGUUCUCACUGGGGCAAAGUUAGAUUUCAUCUCUCCCAGUUGACUCUUGACGGUUUGGCACUUUCCCUGUUGGCUUCGGUUGCGAUUUGUUGAGUUGGCGCAUCAGUUUGUUGAGUUGGCGCAUUGGAAGAUGGCUUGGUUUUGUCAGUCUGAGCGUGUCUUAACAAUGGGAUAAUAUUUGGACGAGCCAGUUCUUCCCAGUGAGCGAAACCAGACAUGGUGUGGGUGUCUCUGAAUAUUGGGUUUUGAACGGAGCUUGGGACAUUCAAGAAUGUCCAGGGAGGGAAGAGGAAGGAUUGUUUUUGCGCCCAGGGAGUUUGCGGCCUUCUUGGCAAGGUGGCUUGCCUCUUUUGACCAUGAGUUCAAACCCAUCCUCUUGCGAUUGUGACCAUUUCAGUGUGGCAGCGUCACCCCUAAGUUGGAAAGAGUCCUAAAGCACAGGCUGUUUUUUUUUGUGACCGUUUCAGUGUGGCAACGUUACCGCUAAAUUGGAAAGAGUCCUGAUUUUUUGCAUUAUACCAACCUCAUUCUGUUGUAGGUCUAGUAUCCCAGUUCUUUGUUGACCAGGGGUAACCACUUUCAAAUAUAAUAAAGCUAAUGGUCUUACAUAUUUUAACAAAACACACUUUAUAUUCUCCAUAAAUUUUUAAUUUACAUAGGGGGGAAACUCGCCUAUUUGGAGAGUUUCGAGAAAAGAAAGCAGACUUUAGUUUGCCCGCAUAAAAGAACGUUUUUCUCUCGGGUUUCUUGUGCAAACCAAAAGGGAGUAAAUUUGGAGAUAGGGACUCAGUCAGAUUUGUUUGGCUUAAAUGUUCCUCAGUUUUAAAAAAUAAACCAUGAGUGAACCCACACAUUUGAGAUCUGGCCCCAUCCUAGUUUUGGAGCUGUUUUCUGCGAAAGAAAAUGCUUUUACCUUUUGAGAAUUUCCAAAUUUUGUAAAGGUAUUUGCAAAGAUAGAGCAGGUCGGUUAUUCCGUCGCACAGGUACCUUACUGACAUGGGAGUUUGACCACUGUUUCCCCCCAAACUUUUCCAGUCUCUGAUCCAUUUGCAAUAAGGGAAGCCACCCUCCUUGGUGUGAAUAACCUGAAACUUGUGUAAGACCCGAAUUAUAAUUUGACAGGGAAUGUGGGUGGAUUGCGUCAGUGGAUAGAGCCCUGUUUGGAGAGGAUCGAAAUUGCGGACCUGGUGGCGUCGCGGUUUUGUUUUGCUGUCUGACUUUUCCUGUGCCUUUUUCUUUUUUCUGUGAAGCGUGUUGAGGUUGACUAUUUUGGAACGUAGGAGAAUUUUGUGUCGGGCUUUUGGCGGCAAGGUCAUCGCAUUGCCAAACAGACCGGCCCUAGGCCCAUUGUGUAGGAGGGUUUUGAGUCAGCUGGCACUUAGGAGCUUUUGGCAGCAGGGUCAUCACAUUGCCAAACAGACCAGCCCUAGGUCCGUUGUGUAGGAGGGUUUUGAGUCGGCUGGCAGGGUCAUUGCAUUGCCAAACAAACCGGCCCUAGGUCCGUUGAUGUCGCAGAUACUCUUCCUUUCGUUAUCUCACAUUCCAGAAUUGCAUGAAUGGAGGUGUUCCUGGGAAACGUUUUAGACUCAUCCUUUCUCUCUCUCUCCCUAUCCGUUUUUUUCUUUGUGUGCAAUUCCGACACAAUCCGAAAGCCGAACGUCUUGCACUUUACCGUGAUUUAUUUUUUCUUUUUGUCGAAAAGCCGUCCUGCUUUUGUGUGUGGUGUGACCAAUGAUGUGCCCAGAGCACUAAUAAUAAUAAUAACUUUUCUAAAAAAACGUAAGGAACAAAAAAACAACACAGAAUACUAGUUGCUAGCAAAGUUGUCGAGAGCUGUGGAGCACUGUGGUGUUUGGAAAGCUUUGGCGACCGCUUCACGGUGCCCCCGCCCCCCUCCUCAUCCGCUUCCGGGUUGUUACCCAGAGGCCGCCACGUCUCCUCUUUCCCUCUUGAACGUUUUUAAUGCAAGUCAAAACUGUCUUGACGUAGCUUUCUCUCCUUUCCCCGCCACGCCUCACUCCCCUGCUCCAUUAUCCUGCCCAUGGACGCUAAAUUUAGGUAAGGAACAAAUUCAAGUUUGGGGUUUUUGCACACAGUAACUGGCUUGAUAAUCCAUUGAGUACGGCCUUUACAGCAUUUGAAUGAAGGAAGAGGAAUGAUUCUCUUAAUUCCAUACAGAGUCCAAUGUUGUUGUUCCCCUCACCCUGUCCUUAAUGCAAAGCCUCUCUCUUAGUGGCAGAUGAUAAAAUAGGCGAGAAAAAAAUAAGGGGAGGUUGAGCUGGAUUGGCAAGUCACAGCUGGAUGUUUACUGGCUUUUUCUUAUCCUCUUCCCACUGUAAGUAAUCCGCUUUCUCCUAAACAUACCCAUCCAGCUCCCCAAAGCUUGUUCCGACAAGAAUUAGCAAAAUCUUCCACCUUUUGAGACGUUUGAUCCCGACACUGACAUGAAGACGAGCGUCUUCAUUAUUAUUAUUUUCCGUGAGAACGACGUAGCGAUUGCCAUUGGAGAAAGUUUCUUUCCUCACCCCCCACCCCACCCCACCCCAGACUUGUAGGAGUUAACUGAAGAUAUUGACACACUUAAAAAGAAAAAUCAGUAAAGGAAUGUAUAUAAUACUGCUCUGUGUUUUACAGUAAGAUUUGUCGCUCUCGGACUGUGUAAAACAAAAUUUAUCCAUGUUUUCUGCAUAUUAAAAACAAAAAAUCUUAUUGUACCAAUUGGUAAACUAUUAAAAUGCAUAUAAAACUAAA
Anolis carolinensis (green anole) is the source of this 5071-nucleotide messenger RNA. RefSeq names its product platelet activating factor acetylhydrolase 1b regulatory subunit 1 (gene pafah1b1). Lineage: Eukaryota; Metazoa; Chordata; Lepidosauria; Squamata; Anolidae. Gene Ontology annotation, molecular function: microtubule plus-end binding; dynein complex binding. The record is from RefSeq and is a predicted model, not a curated record. The transcript is spliced from 11 exons. Gene Ontology annotation, cellular component: neuronal cell body; neuron projection; cytoplasmic microtubule. The coding region runs from base 333 to 1565 and encodes 410 amino acids. Gene Ontology annotation, biological process: brain morphogenesis; retrograde axonal transport; nuclear migration.